Molecule: messenger RNA, 2921 nt
Organism: Brassica oleracea var. oleracea
Lineage: Eukaryota; Viridiplantae; Streptophyta; Magnoliopsida; Brassicales; Brassicaceae
Product: translocase of chloroplast 159, chloroplastic-like
Exons: 2
Coding region: 87-2831 (914 amino acids)
Biological process (GO): protein targeting to chloroplast
Cellular component (GO): chloroplast outer membrane
Molecular function (GO): GTP binding; GTPase activity
Source: RefSeq, a predicted model, not a curated record
GUGGAUUGUUAUCUAAGGGUAACCAAUCAUAGACAAAGACGUUCUCCUCAAGUUUUGUGUAGUAGCAGCGACGAUGCUAAGACCAGAUGAUCAAGCUUCGUUUGACACUUCUAGGCAGACGAAUAUGGGCUUCCUUUGUCGCCGGUGGUGACGAGCGUGGCAGUUUGAUUAUUGUUAAGGGUUUCGAUAACUUGUGUGAGUCUUUGGAAUCUGAGGAUAUGAGUUUGGUUAGUGGUAAAGUCCAUGAUGAAGAAGAUCAUACUGUAAAAGAGGAGAUUACUUCUACAGAUUCUGUGCGUGAGGAACAUGAUGAUGAUCUGACUGCUGCAUAUGGUAGAGAUUUAGAGUCGGUAGGUAAGGAAACAUCAGAGCCACUUGUGGAUAUUGUUUCUGCAAGUGAGUUUUGCAGCCAAGGAUCUUCAGGAGAACGUGUCAUGGGGGUUGAUAGGUCUGGAGAACAGCUCUUGGAUGAUGCACAUUCCAGUGUAACAAAUGUUCAUAGCUAUCAAGGAUAUAGGUUUGAUGGCUACAUUUCCACAGAUUCUGACGAGGAAGCAGACACCAAUAUUGUAGAUGAGGAGGAGUUUGAUACUGCAGCUUUGGCUACGUUUUUAAAGGCGGCCACUGGUGGAACUUCAGAUGAUCUUCAUUCUACCAUAACAUCUCAAGAUGGAACAGAACCUCCAGCUGGAUUGGGCUCAUCUUUAAGACUUGUGAGAUCACGUCUAAAUCGCACCAACAUGUUCCCCAGUCUAAAAGUCGGAAUGGACGGCGGGAGUGAGAGUAACUUGAGCGAGGAAGAGAAACAUAAGCUGGAAAAACUGCAAAGUUUGCGUGUGAAAUAUCUGCGUCUUGUGCAUAGGCUGGGGAAGUCAGUGAAAGAUUCAAUAGCAGAGCAGGUUCGUUACAAGCUUUCACUUCUUGCUAAUAGUCAGUCUUCAUUCAGUCUUGACGCUGCAAAGAAGAUGGCUAUGGAUCAGUCUGAAGAAUUAAACUUCUCUCUAAACAUACUGGUCCUUGGAAAGUCCGGUGUGGGAAAAAGUGCCACUAUAAACUCCAUCUUGGGCCAUCAGACUGUAUCCAUUGAUGCGUUUGGACCUUCCACCACUUCAGUCAAAGAAGUUUCUAGAACAGUGGACGGUGGUGUCAAGAUCACAAUCAUCGAUACGCCGGGCUUAAAAACUUCUGCCAUGGAUCAAAUUGGUAAUACCAAAAUGUUGUCCUCCGUGAAGAAGGUAAUGAAGAAGUUCCCACCUGAUAUUGUUCUUUACGUUGAUCGUCUUGAUGAUGCUCAGAACAAUCUUCCUUUGCUAAGAACAAUCACUGAUUCUCUUGGUCCAUCCAUAUGGGAGAACGCCAUAGUGAUACUGACUCAUUCUGCUUCAGCUCCUCCCGAUGACCCAUCCGGCACUCCUUUGAAGUAUGAGGAGUUUGUAUCGGCACGCUCCUACAUUGUUCAGCGUUCGAUUUCACAAGCCGUUGGUUUGGUUUACACGCCUCCAGUUUAUCUAGUUGAGAAUCAUCUUUUGUGCAGGAAGAACCGAGCAGGGGAAAAAGUUCUCCCAAACGGCCAAGUUUGGAAAUCUGAGCUGAUGCUUUUGUGCUACUCUAUCAAAGUUUUGUCCGAAGCAGUUUAUCUGAUGAAGCCUCGAGAAGAACCGCCACUGAACUACCGCAACGUUUUUGGAUCUCUUUGGCCCAAGCUGUCUCUCCCUAGCUUGUUGUCUUGGCUGUUGCCGUCCCGUUCACAUCCUUCAGACCAAGGUGGUGAAGUUGAUGAUGUGUCUGACUCUGAGGAUGAGGAUGAGUAUGACCAGCUUCCACCGUUUCAGCCUAUCCGGAGAACUCAGCUUACAAAACUCUCAAAGGAACUGAGAAAGGCGUAUUUCGAGGAGUAUGAUUACCGUGUAAAGCUCCUGCAGAAGAAGCAAUGGAGAGAGGGCUUGAAGAAAUAUGGAAAGAAGAGUACUGUAUAUGGAGAAGAAGUGGAUCCAGAGAACAAUGGGGCUCCAGUUACAUUACCAGAUAUGGUAUUGCCACCUUCAUUUGACAGUGAUAACUCAGCUUAUCGUUACCGCUCUCUAGAAUCCACUUCACAGUUCGUUACCAGGUCAGUGUUGGAUACUCAAGUCUGGGACCAUGAUUGUGGAUAUGACUGUGUCAUUGCAGAACAUAGUCUGGCCAUAGCUAAACGUUUUCCUGUUGCAAUCACCGUUCAAAUGACUAAGGACAAGGAAGAGUUCGAUAUCCAUCUGGACUCUUCUGUUUGUGCUAAGCACGGGGGCAAUGGUUCCACCAUGGCAGGGCUCACUGUCCGGAGUGUAAGUAAUCAGCUUAUGUACGUGGUCGUUGGGGAUACCAAAUUCAAUAACUUUAGGAAGAACAAGACGACUCUUGGAGGGUCUGUGACAUUCUUUGGUGAGGAUGUUGCGAUUGGUGUCAAACUCGAGGACCAGAUCACGCUCGGGAAAAGGAUCGUCCUAGCUGGAAACGCAGGGACCGUGCAGUCGCGGGAAGAGUCAGCUUACGAAGCAAACGUCGAGGUGAGGCUUAGAGAAGAUGAUUUCCCAAUAGGUCAAAACCAAUCUGCUUUGGGGCUGUCUCUAACCAAGUCUAAAGAAGAAGAUCUAACCCUCUCAGCGAAUCUCCGGUCUCAAGUCUCUAUAGGAAGACAAACGAAUGUAGCAGCUUUUGCAAGUCUUGAUACCAAGAGGACCGGACGUUUCGCAGUCAGAACCAGCAGCUCAGAUCAGUUGCAGAUAGCCUUCAUGGCCAUUUUUCCUCUUGCCAUGUCCAUCUACAAGAGGGUUGUUGGAUCAGGAGACAACUGAGAAAGACCUUUAAGAGACUAUAUAUAUAUACAUGAUAAUCUUGUGCGUUAAGUAAUCUUCUUGUUCUGUUGAGAUGAUUUACAUGGUAUU